Messenger RNA from Myotis lucifugus (little brown bat), 1893 nucleotides. It is a transcript of the gene MICU2, whose product is annotated as mitochondrial calcium uptake 2. Bases 28 to 1338 code for a protein of 436 amino acids. Lineage: Eukaryota; Metazoa; Chordata; Mammalia; Chiroptera; Vespertilionidae. Gene Ontology annotation, biological process: calcium import into the mitochondrion; mitochondrial calcium ion homeostasis. The transcript has 13 exons. Gene Ontology annotation, cellular component: uniplex complex. The record is from RefSeq and is a predicted model, not a curated record. Gene Ontology annotation, molecular function: calcium ion binding.
UGAAGGGGCGCGGAUGCUUCCGCAAACAUGGCGGCAGCGGUAGUACGGAGCGCUCGACUGGUGGCCUGGGGCGAAAGGCUGCGGCGCGGAGUGGCUGCCGGACCCGUGGCGGCGUCACUGGCCGGCGUCGCGCUGGCAGGAGUGGGAGUGGCGUGGUACCACGGCCUCGUGAAUGUGGCCGCGCCACAGGGCCGCCACUCUGUCCUAGCGCAGAAAAAUGGUGACUGUGGAAAGAUGAUGAAGAAGUUGUCUCUUCGUAAACAGCGCUUCAUGCAAUUUUCUUCACUGGAACACGAAGGAGAAUAUUACAUGACACCACGAGACUUCCUCUUUUCAGUAAUGUUUGAGCACAUGGAACCCCAGGAACAGAUGAUAGAAGACUGGGCACGCCUGGGUAAAACUUUAGUCAAGAGGCUGACAAAAAAGGAUAUUGAGGAUGUGCUGGCAGCAAUCCAAACAACUCAUUGUGGAUCAACCUUUUUUAGAGACCUUGGCGAUAAAGGGUUAAUUUCAUAUACUGAGUAUCUUUUCUUGCUUACAAUCCUCACUAAACCCCAUACCGGGUUUCAUGUUGCUUUUAAAAUGCUGGAUGCAGAUGGUAAUGAGAUGGUUGAGAAAAAGGAAUUUUUUAAGCUUCAGAAGAUCAUAAGUAAAGAGGAUGACUUGAAGACAAUAACUAAUGAAACAAAAUGCCAGGAACCAAAAGUGAAAGAACCUGAAAUUAACACAACCCUUCAGAUACGUUUCUUUGGAAAAAGAGGAGAAAGAAAACUUCAUUAUAGAGAAUUUCGAAGGUUUAUGGAGAAUCUACAGACGGAGGUCCAAGAAAUGGAAUUCCUGCAGUUCUCUAAAGGUUUGAGUUUCAUGAGGAAAGAAGACUUUGCAGAGUGGCUCCUUUUUUUCACUAACACUGAAAAUAAAGACAUUUAUUGGAAAAAUGUGAGAGAGAAGUUGUCAGCAGGAGAGAGCAUUAGUUUGGAUGAGUUCAAGUCAUUUUGUCAUUUUACAACCCACUUGGAAGACUUCUCUAUUGCCAUGCAGAUGUUUAAUUUAGCUCAUCGCCCUGUCAGACUAGCAGAGUUUAAGAGAGCUGUGAAAGUAGCUACAGGGCAGGAGCUCUCAAACAAUAUUUUGGACACUGUCUUCAAGAUCUUUGAUUUGGAUGGUGAUGAAUGUCUUAGUCAUGGAGAGUUUCUUGGAGUGUUAAAAAACAGGAUGCACCGAGGUUUAUGGGUACCACAACAACUAAGUGUUCAGGAAUACUGGAAAUGUGUGAAAAAAGAAAGCAUUAAAGGAGUAAAAGAAGUUUGGAAACAAGCUGGAAAAGGUCUUUUUUAGGAAAAGAUCAUGUGGGAAUUCUGCUGUGAAUGUCAGAAUUUGGAUUUUUUUUUUAAAUACCAGAUGUUUAUCUUUUUAAGUCUUCAUUGAUUUCCUUUGUAAUAUAAAGACACCUUUUUUUGCUUCUGAUUCAGUAAUUUCUUAAGAUCUCAUUAACAAACUUUGUAAAAAGAAAGCAUACUUUUAAGAAAACAGAUAUAGGACUCAGUAAGAAAGGCCUAGGAUUGAAGUAAUGCUUUGUACUUUGAUAAAAUGGAAAGCCUAGUUAUUCACUGAUUUCUUAGACACAGUAGCACAUGCUCUCUGGAAGGGUCAACAAGAAUUUACAGAAACAAGUAAUUGAUAUACAAGGCCAGUAUAAAUUCUGCAAGCCCUGAUGUUCCUAGUAGAGCAAAUUAAGUUAACAAAUCAGGUUUUCUUCAUGUGUAUCUUAUAUCACAUAAACUUCUUGUACAUUUUACUUCAGUUAGCUAUAUAUUAGUUGACUUUAAAAUAACCUGUAAAUUUCAAUAUUGGACCUGGAAACAGAAUAAAGUAUUUACAAAGAUAUAAAAA